CACACCCCGCGAAGCGCGGGAGGCCCGGGGCCGAACACAGGCGGCGAGGUCCACUGUUCAGCCUGGGAAGGAUUGGGCACAUCAGGGGAAGGGGAAGCUGUGUAGAACCUUGGAGAACAACACAAGGCGGCGUCUCUGGAUCAAGCUAUGGUGAAAGAUGUUUCGCAAAGGCAAGAAGCGACACAGCAGCAGCAGUUCCCAGAGCAGUGAAGUCAGCAUGAAGAGCAAGUCCAUGGAUUCCAGCCUUGGGGGUCUUUCGAGAUCCAGCACUGUUGCCAGCCUCGAUACUGACUCCACCAAAAGCUCAGGGCAAAGCAACAAUUUAGACACAUGUGCCGAGUUUCGAAUAAAGUAUGUUGGUGCCAUCGAGAAACUGGACCUGUCUCAGGGGAAGAGUCUUCAGGGACCACUAGACCUGAUAAAUUAUAUAGAUGUUGCCCAGCAAGAUGGAAAGUUGCCUUUUGUUCCCCUGGAGGAGGAGUUUAUUCUGGGUGUUUCUAAGUACGGCAUAAAAGUCUCAACCACGGAUCUGCAUGGUGUUCUGCACAGGCAUGCCCUAUAUCUAAUCAUCCGGAUGGUGUGCUAUGACGAUGGCCUGGGAGCGGGCAAGAGCUUGCUGGCACUCAAGACCACGGAUGCAAGCAAGGAAGAAUACAGCCUGUGGGUUUACCAGUGUAACAGCCUGGAGCAAGCCCAAGCAAUCUGCAAGGUCUUAUCCACAGCAUUUGACUCUGUGUUGACAUCGGAGAAGUCCUGAACUCUGCAGUCAAGUAGAAACUGACCCAUGUGAGAACUUACCUGGUCCUGAGUCUCCCUGCUUUCCAUUUGCAGCUGUGGACUAUUAGAGGGUGUAAGGACCCCCCCCCCCCCAGUUUUCUGAAGAAAAGUAGUGUGUAAAAUAUUGGUUGUCAUUUACAGUGGAUUAACAUCUAAUAAAUUACCUACUUUCUGAGCUAAAAAGAAACCUUGGGGCUGGACAGAUGGCUUAGGAGUUAAGAGCACUUGCAGAAGACUUGGGUUCAGUUCUCAGUACUCACACGAUGGCUCAAAACUGCCUGUAAUUCCAGUGCCAGGAGAGCCGACUCCCCCCUCUAGGUUCCUCAGGUACCAGUCAUACAUGUGGUGUACAUACAUAUAUGCAGCCACUCACACAUAUACAUAAUAAAACCUAAAAAAUAAAGAGAUAAAGAACCCCCUGUUGUCUUUUUAAAAUACAAAAAAAGUCUAAUUAACACUGAUAUGUCACAGAAGUUCACUCUGAAUGAGACUUGCACCCUAUACCUUCCCAGGGACUUGGGUCACUUGUGUGGUAAUCUGGGUUUGGGCAGGCAUAGGUUUGAAUUGGGGACUUCAAUUUCACAUGACCUUGGAAUAAUGACAGCAGUGUCAGGACAAAAAGCACCCCCAGCAGAAGGGUCCUGUCUGCAUAAUAUCCAGCGCACUAGUGUCUACAUUGGAGGAUGCCUGCUGGUUUUGGCAAAUGGCUUUAAAAGGAUCUCACAGUUCACACCCUCUGUCCAGUGCCAAUAGCUAACACUUAAAGAUGAAAACCAUGUCAAUUUAAAAGAAUUUUAUUUUUUUCCAGUCAAAUGUCUGGUUAAAGGGAAGUCAAUUUAUUAGACAUGCUCUAAUUAUAAACCACUGCAUUAAGGACAAUGAAAAUAAUCCGUUUAGGUUAUACAGUAUAUACAGUUGCGCUGCAACUAGACCAAAGUAAUUAAGUGAAUGAAUUGAAUAUCAUACAUCUCAAAAUAGCAUUCUAGGCUGCAGGUCACUCUCCACCCUCAACAGCAACUUGACCAAAGUAAUCAAUCAUCAAGUGAAUGAAUUGAAUAUCAUACAUCUCAAGAGAGCAUCCUAGGCUGCAGGUCACUCUCCACUCUCAACAGAUCACACUAGUCUGUGCAUCAUAUUUCUGAGUCAUCUUCCCUCCAACUCAGACCUGAUGGAAAGUGGCAAAAAAAUAAAAAAAUAAAAGAAGCCCGAAUUCCACAGCUGACUCCUGUGAAAUGUAAACUUUAAAUAUAAAUAGAUAUCUACAA
Molecule: messenger RNA, 2042 nt
Organism: Phodopus roborovskii (desert hamster)
Lineage: Eukaryota; Metazoa; Chordata; Mammalia; Rodentia; Cricetidae
Gene: Itgb1bp1
Product: integrin subunit beta 1 binding protein 1
Exons: 8
Coding region: 158-757 (199 amino acids)
Biological process (GO): negative regulation of substrate adhesion-dependent cell spreading; negative regulation of focal adhesion assembly
Cellular component (GO): lamellipodium; ruffle; cytoskeleton
Molecular function (GO): integrin binding
Source: RefSeq, a predicted model, not a curated record